GAAGGUGGUAGAUGAGGGCGUGCCUCCACAAACUGUCAUUAGCAAGCAAACUGCUGUUAUUGCUUGUUGAUUCAUACAUUUUGUGUUAUUUAAAUUCAAACAUUAUAAUUUGUUAGAAAGUGUUUUGUUUAAAAUUCCAGUUUAUUUGGUUUAGUGUAGUGUAAGAGUUGCAACAGCACAAAAAUGGAUUCUUCAAAAAUCGUUGCGACGCUGAUUUUGGCCUUCGCUUUGUUCAGUACCUGUUCCGCCAUGGAGUGCUACGUGUGCUCGAACCAGACUGGGAACACGGAAAAGUGCCUCAAUACGAUCAAGACGUGCAACCAGGGCGAGGAGGCGUGUCUGACGGAGAUCCGGUGGGGCAGUACGCCGUACUUUUCGCUGGGAGCGCUGAAGCAGUUCUAUGUUUCGAAACGGUGCGCCACGAAGGAUGUGUGCGAGAAGACCCGCCGGAAGUACAUGCCCUACUGUACGCACAUCUGGUACGAGGACUGGGCCUGUUCGGAGUGCUGCCUCGGGGAACGGUGCAAUUAUUAUGUGAUUAGUGGAGCACCUCCUCAAACCAUGUCCAUGGCCGCUUUCCUGGGGACGAUGGUCAGCCUAUUGGUGGCUAGAUAUUUGUACAAUAUCUAAAAGUAUGCCAUUUCAUCUUCAGAGGUUCAACUGGACUAUGUUUCCCUUGGACCACUAUUGCAUCGUUACAAUUCCGUCCCUAUAACAGAAGUAUUUGGAGAUAAGCGUAGGAAAGUUAAAAUGUCUAUCAAUAUAUGUGUAAGCUUUAGCAUUUCGUGAAUCUCAUCACUCGAAGUAGCGAAUCCGUCCGCAUUGAGCGAACUCCAAAUAAUCGUAAGACAAAUCAUGAAUCGACACAUUCCACAUGUUUAGUAUAUGUGAACAUUUAAGUUUUUACAAUGUUGAUCAAUCGUUCUUAUCGUGUUGAAAACGAUUCUAGUAGGUUUUUUUUCUGUAAUAAAUCGAAUCUUAUAUGACAAUAAAACCGACAUUCCAAUUAGA
Molecule: messenger RNA, 1011 nt
Organism: Aedes aegypti (yellow fever mosquito)
Lineage: Eukaryota; Metazoa; Arthropoda; Insecta; Diptera; Culicidae
Exons: 3
Coding region: 184-630 (148 amino acids)
Source: RefSeq, a predicted model, not a curated record